AUGGAGGGAGGUAAAAACGAAUGGGAAGAGAGGAAGUCAAAUGGGGACUCCUCUGUUACCACAUGGGAACGCUUUGAGAAGUCUAACCAACCCGUUUAUGCGCGGGUAUUUGACGAGCUGGAUGCCAUCAAAGACUACCUCGGCGAACUUAACCGCUCAGCGCAAGGCCUACAAAAUGCAAAUUACCACCGCAGUGUGUUGAGGGGUACAUCACGGAAGGGCUCACAUGGGAAGGACCCAAGUGGGAGGAACCCCUUCCUCCGGUGCACUCAAAUGAGGAGAGACGUGGACCAGCAAUUCAGGUGCAUCGACUUUGAUAGCCACUCGAAGGACUCGGAGAGUGCGAGUACGUCGGAUGACCCCUCUGGGGGGGAGAGGCGAAGUGGGGGAGGCAGCCCAACAGGAAGAGCACCCCUAAUAGGGCAACCAAGAAAAAAUAAAACAACCUCACAAAUGAAGGAAGGGGGGGGAAAAAAAAAAGACAUCCGCUUCUCACUUGAGAAGAGAAGCGGUGCAGAGGAAAGGAGCCGACGCGGGGAGACACAGACGCGGCUCAUUCCGUGUGGAGCGACGAGGAAGCAGGAUGAAGGUAAAUCGGAGCAAGCGGAGAAAGCGAAGCAAACGAAGCAAACGAGCCAACCUGAGCUAGCGAACCAACCUGCCAACUUCUCAAACGAGCGGGAAAGGGAACUGUUCCAGUACCUUGUUGCAAAGGCAAAUGACGAAAUCGAAAAUAUCAGCCGCAGCUUGGAGCAGAAGUACGGAGAAGAGCUGGUGAGCAAAGUGGGAAAGAUAAAAGCAUCGUAUGAAAGUAAAAUAAAAAAACUGUUGACGGUGAGGAGGUGUCUUUGUGAUGAGAAGGAACAAAUGGUGAAGGAGGACAAGUACAGCAAAGGGGUCAUAAAAAAAUUGGAAAAAAAAAAUCUUCUGUUGCUACACCAGAUGGAGGAGUUAAAAAAAGAACUUCAUCUUGUUGGUGACGAAAAAUUGCAGAGAGAGGUGCCAAAAUGGAGUGGGCAGGGGGUGCUCAUGGGGUCAUGGAGGGAGGGGCUUCACCCAGAUGGGCUUUAUCGAGAUGGCCACCAAAUUAGGGACUACGAAAAAAGGAUAAGAAGGCUGAAUGAGCAGCUGAACCGGACGCACGGCGACUGUUUAGCUUUUAAAGCCAAGUGGAGUGAUCUGCAGCGGGAAGUGCACAGGUGCCUUACCUCCAAAAAGGAAGUGGAGGAAAAAUGGGCCCAUCUGAAGGGGGAAAUUUUUAAGAUGGAGGCGGAGAAUGACCGCCUGCGGGCCGAGCUGAAGAAAGCCAAGUUGAGCGCCCAGCAGUUGGAGGAAGACCACGCAGACGCCUGCCAGCGCAAGGAUCACCUCCUCGCGUGCUACAAAGCGGAGGAAAAGAAGCUGAAAGAAGAUAAGUGCGCACUGCUGGAAAAUAAAAACCAGGAGCAGCUUUUCGAAAAGAAGUGCAAGAUGCUGCAAAACGCGCUGAAGGAUGCAGAGAAUGAGAAGAGCAUUUACGAGAGGAUCUGCGAAAGGAACGAAAACUUACAGAGAGACAUGCGCAUCGAAAUAAAGAGCCUAAAGAACGAGCUGUACGAGAGCAGAAAUAAAAUUUACAAAAUUAGUAAAGCGGGAGUUAACAUCCCGCAGGGGGGGAUAUUCUACGGAGACGCGAAUGGGAUGGCGACAAGAGGGGAGCAGGACACGACGCAAAAGAUAAAAUCCAUAGAGAAGCAACUUACACUGCUCAAACUUGAACGUAACAACAAAGAAGGGGAGUUAAAAAGGUGUCCAACGCAGGGGGGAAGAACAGAAGAAGUGCGAAGAAGGGAAAGCCUCACGAAGAGGCUCCAGUGCAUCGACGAGAAAAUAACCAUGCUGGAUGGGACUUUAAAAAUGAUUCAAAUGAGCACCAGCGAUCAUAUUACAUGA
Messenger RNA from Plasmodium vivax (malaria parasite P. vivax), 1932 nucleotides. RefSeq lists its product as hypothetical. The coding region runs from base 1 to 1932 and encodes 643 amino acids. NCBI's taxonomy places the organism in Eukaryota, Apicomplexa, Aconoidasida, Haemosporida, Plasmodiidae. The record is from RefSeq and is a predicted model, not a curated record. The transcript is spliced from 11 exons.